CGGAGGAAAACACGGAGGAAAACGGGAAGAAAAUUGUCUUUUUGUUAUUUUUUUACGAUAUUUCAUAGUUUUUGAACGGUUUUCAAAGGGAAACUAACCAGCUUCGUUGGUUAUUCGACUUAUAUCGACGUGCCUGCAGCUGCACAGUCCGUUUAAGUUGAAAAAUGGCGAAUGAACAUCUUACUGUCACUGUUAGAAGGGGAAAAUUUUGUUUGUUCCUUAUCGUUUUAACAGUUACUAUAAAAAAUUCUGCUGGAUCAGUCCGAAUUUCUGCGUCAGAUCAGAAGUGUCUUGGUCAGUACUGUGGAAGACUUAAUGGAACUGAAUGUGGGCGUUGCCCUAGAGGAUAUCGGACAGAUGGAUACUUUUGCAGAGAAUGUUUAAACAAUCCUACCCUGUAUGACUGGCUAUACCUGGGUUUCAUGGCUCUUGUGACAACCCUGAUGCAUUACACAUUUAACUACCAAUAUUCCCGAACACAAAAGCACAUGGUGAUAAUGCAAAUCUCAGCUACGCUAGAAUCACUGCUUUCCGGGCUAUUUACACUUCUUGUCACAGAACCAAAAGGUUCGCUUUUGAUACAUACUUGUGAAGUGAAGAAGCUUUCAGACUGGUACACUGUGUUCUUCAAUCCCAAACCUGACCACGUCAAUGAAAUUCGAUGCACACAGGAGGCUGUUUAUCCACUCUAUUCCAUGGUGCUAUACUACUAUGCAUUUUGUGUUCUGUUAUUGCUUGUUUUUCGGCCAUUAAUUUCUAUGAAACUGUGCGAAAGCCAAGGUUCAAAAUGCAUUUAUGCGGCAUUGUAUUUCCUGCCGAUCACAGCUAUGAUUCAUGCAACUUGUGCUGGAUUAUUAUAUUAUUCAUAUCCGUAUCUGCUAUUAAUUGGAUCUAUUUUGAGUACAGCUAUUUUGCUCGCAAUGAAAAAGAUUGCAAAUUUCAAAGACCUGCUGGCUAAGAAAGAUGUUAUUGUCAUACUUAUUGGCCACUGGAUUCUACAUGCUUUUUCCCUAAUUGCAUUGACAGAAUGGUCUGAACCUAGUGUCAAUGGUCCGCUAUUUCUUAUGGUGUUCUUUCCUUCUGUGUUCUACAUUAUGACAGUCAAAUUGUCCAGUCCAAACAAGUUCACAGGACCAUGAGCUCAACAGCAAUUCAUGGUGUCAUAAGUAGUUCAACCAAACUCUUGAUGGUGGUUCUAAGGAAUUGGUCAUAUGAGAAGCCGAUACUGUGCAUUAGGUAGUGAUACCAAGACAUGGUUUAUCACCACUAACCAGAGGUGAUCUAAUGAAGGUGGUCUACAGAAGUGAUUCUAUGGACGUUUUAGAUGGUUUGUCUCUUAACUACCCGAGAAAGAUAUCCCAAACACUGGUGAUCUGAUAAAGUCAGUAUUCUCUAAUAAUACAUCAUUAAACUAACUGAGAAAGAAAUCUCAUGUAGUGAUAUAAAUGGACAUGGUAUGCUGUCCACUUUUCCAAGGUAGUAGGGAUGUACCAGUUAGAAGACUUAGUCAUGAUAUAAGGUUGUGACUACAACUGUGCUUUAUGAGUCUCUUAUAAGUGACACAUUACUAUUGUGCAUAUGGAUGUUUACCUUGUUGUUAAUGCACUAUUCAUAGUUGCACAGAGAAAUAGAGAGUAGUUCAACACACAUCCCAUGAAAACAUCCACAAUUAAAACAGGCUGAAAGUAAAAACAAUGUAAUCAACUGAAUGUAUUCUGCACAUAACUGUAUUCCCACAAAGGUCUAGUAUAGAUCAUCUCUUUACCAAAGCUCAAACAAUGGCAUACCAGGCCACAUCUCUUUUUGACGAGAUGAAGCGAGGUGAUCUAUGCUCAUAUUUUAGCCACUCAGCGCUAAUAGAAAUAGAAAUCCAUUCCAUUAUAUCUUUUGAAAUUCUUUAUGAAACUUGUUGAAAUUUUGUGAUUAUCUUUA
Molecule: messenger RNA, 1932 nt
Organism: Dendronephthya gigantea
Lineage: Eukaryota; Metazoa; Cnidaria; Anthozoa; Malacalcyonacea; Nephtheidae
Product: JNK1/MAPK8-associated membrane protein-like
Exons: 9
Coding region: 165-1139 (324 amino acids)
Biological process (GO): response to unfolded protein
Cellular component (GO): membrane
Molecular function (GO): ubiquitin protein ligase binding
Source: RefSeq, a predicted model, not a curated record